ACAUUGAAACGGUUAUUCAGUUUUAAAAUAUUAUUUUUUAAUUCCAUUCAUUUUAUUUUUUAUAACACUCAUUUAAAGCCAAAAGAAUUCUAUUUCUAUAAUAAUGAAAAAUAUGAGAUUAAAUUUAAUUGCUGCAGUUUGUGAUAACAUGGGAAUUGGAAAGAAUGGAGAUCUUCCUUGGCGCUUAAAAAAGGAAUUGAAAUAUUUCUCUGCUCAAACGAAAAAAGUUAAUAAUCCUGAGAAGAAAAAUGUUAUUAUAAUGGGAAGAAAAACUUAUUUUGGAGUUCCUGAGAGUAAACGACCACUGCCAGAUCGAUUUAAUGUCAUCCUUACAUCUGAACCUGAGAAAUAUGAAUUUCCUUCUGAAGUCAUUGUUGCAAAAAGUAUGGAAGAUGCGUUCCUUAAAUUAGAUGAACCAAAAAUAAAAGAUCAAAUCGAAAAUGUUUGGAUUGUUGGAGGCCAUUCUGUCUAUAAAGAAGCUAUGGAGUCUCCAAUGUGUCAUCGAAUUUAUAUUACUCGUGUCAUGUCGACAUUCGAUUGUGAUGCAUUUUUCCCAACUAUUCCUGAUAAUUUCAAUCGCAUUAAAAAUGACGAAGACAUUCCUGAAGAGGUUCAAGAAGAGAAUGGAAUCAAAUAUCAAUACCAAAUAUAUGAAAAAGUUUAAUUAAUUACGAUUCUGAUAUUUUAAACGUUAAUAUGAAUCAAAAUUUAUUUUUUAAAGCCCUCAAUUGUCAACAAAUAUUACUUUCCUUCUUAUAUUUAAGGUAAAAUUUUCCAUCAUAGAAAUCUUGAAGCAACGAAAUUGAAAAUUUCAUUUUUCUCUCGUGGAAAUAAAUGAAAGUAAUGAAAUGUUGAUAAGGUCUUCGUUAAAGUUCUUAAUAUUCUAGAAACAUAAUUUUUUCAUAAAUUUUUAAUAAAAUACAAAGAAAAAAGAGAAGAAAACUUCUUUUCUACCCGACGUUGUGCUACAUCGGUCGUUUCAUGAAUAAAAUAUAAAUUUCGUUUCCGUAUAUCUCGAAUCUUUUUUUUACGUUCAAUGAACGUCGAUG
Molecule: messenger RNA, 1049 nt
Organism: Clunio marinus
Lineage: Eukaryota; Metazoa; Arthropoda; Insecta; Diptera; Chironomidae
Source: the annotation of a GenBank genome assembly